Molecule: messenger RNA, 1074 nt
Organism: Encephalitozoon intestinalis ATCC 50506
Lineage: Eukaryota; Fungi; Microsporidia; Unikaryonidae
Product: putative iron hydrogenase
Exons: 1
Coding region: 1-1074 (357 amino acids)
Biological process (GO): iron-sulfur cluster assembly
Cellular component (GO): cytosolic [4Fe-4S] assembly targeting complex
Molecular function (GO): 4 iron, 4 sulfur cluster binding
Source: RefSeq, a predicted model, not a curated record
AUGUCCUUCUUUGCAGGUCUUUCGAAGAACAAUCAGAAAUGCAUUAAGACAGAUACACCAUUCAACUUAUCUUUAAGCGAUUGCCUUGCAUGUAGUGGAUGUGUGACCACAGAUGAGGCUGGCGCACUCUCUGCUGAUAUUUCCUUUGUCCGAGAUUCUGCCCCGCAAACAUCUUUUGUUCUUUCUCCUCAAUCGAAAGUAAACAUCUUUAACAUCUACGGAAAGGGAAAUAUGAGCUACAGAGAAUUUGAAGGUGCUCUCUCCUCGUUCCUCAGAGCUAAGCUCAAUGUACGCAGGAUAGUUGACACUUCUAGCAUGAGAAGAAAAAUCUACAAAGAGAUCUACAAGGAGUAUCUGGCAACAGACCAUCUGGUGAUCAGCGCAUGUCCGGGUGUUGUUGCCUAUGUUGAGAGAACUGCUCCCCACCUCAUAGACUAUCUGUCGAGAGUUAAGUCUCCCCAACAGAUGGCCUUCUCCCUUGUGAAAGGAGACAGAACAGUAAGUGUGAUGCCUUGCCAAGACAAGAAACUGGAAAGUGGAAGAGAUGGAGUUAAGUUUGAUCAUGUCCUUACCACAAGAGAAUUCCGGAGGGUUCUUGACGAGCUUGAGUUUGAACUGUUUCUCAAAGCCAAUUCCUGGAAUCACCAUGAGAUAGAAGAUAUGGAGGUAACACAAUGGAACAUUGGAACAAGCUCGGGGGGAUAUGCGGAGUUCAUACUUUCCAAACAUCGUUCUGUAAAGAAAAUAAAGGAUAGAAACGGAAUCAGGGAGUACAUGGUAGAUGAUGGUGGAAUAGUAUCUCAAAUAACAGGCCUGGAGAACUCCAUUAACUAUUUCAAGAUCAGUAAGACGAAAGGCCCAAAAUACAAAAUGGCAGAGGUAUUUCUAUGCAAGAACAGCUGCAUUGGAGGGCCUGGGCAAGAAAGAAUCAAUAGUGUCGAGGUAGAUUCUGCAGAAUAUAACAUCUAUGGAAAGGAACAGCCUGAGAUCUAUUACUCGGACCCGGGGUUGGAAGAAAAAAGGACGUUUAGACCGGUAAGUGUAAAAAGAAUAGAUUUCAAGGUUGACUGGUAA